UUGUUUAAUUAUUCCUAGUUUAACCUCAAAUUAUACCGGUCUAAAAUUGUUAAUCAAUUGUGGUUUCUAAUUUUCUAAGAUACCAUUUUUAAUAAAAAAAAACUGAUAUGAACACAAGAGUGAACACUUUCUUCGUUUCGGAGAAAAUCUCAAAAAUACGCUGGCUGCCCGAAAAAUUGGAAGCAACCGAACGUUUUCUAACUGGCAGCUGGGAGAUGCCUACAAACUUUGUUCGUCUAUGGCGCUUACAACCGAACCAAUACGCAGAUGACUACAGUGAUUUUGUGCCGCGCUGCAGUGACAAACAAGCUUUCAAUAGCGACAUUACGGGUGUGGAAUUCAUUACAAAUGAUUUGCCCGUCGUUAGCUGCGCUGAUGGUCGCAUAACAAUACUGCAAAUAAAACGCGCCGUAGAAGAUGAUCUCUUGCAGCAGAAAGUCCAAAGCGAUGUGUUACACAAAUUCAAUGCCAGUGGUACUGCGGCGCCCUGCACGGCUAUCUCGGUAUUCGAAAAAGAUAUUGCCACAGUUGGCGAAGAUGGUCGCUUAAAUAUAGUCGAUGCUAAUGACAUUCGAAAAGUGCUACGCUCUAUCGAAGCGGAUAGUAUAUCACUUACUGCUUUAAAAUAUGUAAAUCCGCGUGAAGUGCUUACGGCAAAUCGUAUGGGCGUUAUACGUUUGUUUGAUGUACGUGCUGCAGCCGAUGAAGUGGCCAUAACAGCUUUUAUGACAUCGUGUGAGGAAGAAAAACGAUCCAAUUAUGUAUCGGCCCUCACCUCACAUCCCACACAGCCACAUAUUGUGCUAGCCGGAUCAGAGGAAGGCUCCAUAACUGUAUGGGAUCUUCGUCAACCCGGCUUUCCAGCGUCUUACCUAAGUGCACACACAAGCGCAAUAACUGAAAUAGGUUUUCAUCCCAGAGAACCUUCCAAACUCUUUACUGCUGCUGAAAAUGGAGAGUUAUGGCUGUGGAAGCAGCAAUCAAGUAUAAGUAUUUCUGAUAUAGAACCAAUCGGUGCAGAAAAUGUCAAUCCUUGGUUGAAUGGUGAGCGUGCAAAGAGUCGUAUCAAUGUCACAUCAUUAAUAUCCAAUUUACGCAAAUCUGUCAAUACUUUUGAUGCUAGUGGCUCGAAUAUUAUAUGUGGCAGUGAUAGUGAAGCAAUUUACUUUAUUGAUAGUAUAUACUAAAUGUAAUGGUAGAAUUAGUUGUUAAUAUUAAAUGUUAAUGUUUUUUUGUACGAAAA
Anastrepha ludens (Mexican fruit fly) is the source of this 1243-nucleotide messenger RNA. RefSeq names its product nucleoporin Nup43 (gene Nup43). Bases 108 to 1187 code for a protein of 359 amino acids. The record is from RefSeq and is a predicted model, not a curated record. NCBI's taxonomy places the organism in Eukaryota, Metazoa, Arthropoda, Insecta, Diptera, Tephritidae. Gene Ontology annotation, cellular component: nuclear pore outer ring. The transcript has 2 exons. Gene Ontology annotation, molecular function: protein binding.